AUGUUCUCACGAUUAGCCCUGAAGGCUGCGAAGCCUGCAGCAUUCAGUGCUGCUAGCCUCUCGGCACGGGCCCGAUUCCUCUCCACCACCGGCAACUUUGCGGCCCAGGCUAUCCAGGGUAGCACGGGCAGGCAGAUGCCUCAGACCUUAUCCCGGGCUACGAAACCUGCUUCUGGCAUGGAGGCUACACUCACUCUCCGAGAUGGGCCUAUUUUCCACGGAACGGCUUUCGGAGCUAACUCUAACAUCUCUGGCGAGGCCGUCUUUACGACUUCUCUUGUCGGUUACCCGGAGUCGAUGACCGAUCCCUCGUACCGAGGCCAGAUUCUCGUCUUCACUCAGCCAUUGAUUGGAAACUACGGUGUUCCCUCUAACGAGCGUGACCAGUGGAACCUUCUAAGGCACUUCGAGUCUCCUCAUAUUCAGUGCGCAGGAAUUGUUGUUGCCGAUUUCGCCGAGAAAUACAGCCACUGGACCGCGGUGGAGAGUUUGGGUGACUGGUGUGCCCGAGAGGGUAUUCCGGCCAUCUCGGGUGUCGAUACUCGUGCCAUCGUCACUCACCUACGAGAGCAGGGUUCUUCCCUCGCUAGGAUCUCUGUUGGCGAUGAAUACGACGCAGACGAAGACGAAAGCUUCGUUGAUCCUGGCCAGAUUAACCUUGUGAAGCGGGUCAGUACUAAGGCCCCCUUUGUUGUGGAGGCCCACAACCCCAAGUAUCAUAUCGCGUUACUUGACUGUGGUGUCAAGGAGAAUAUCCUCCGGAGCUUGGUGAGCCGUGGGGCUAGCGUAACGGUGUUCCCCUACGAUUUCAAGAUUCAGAAGGUCGCCGACAAUUUUGAUGGUGUAUUCAUUUCCAACGGCCCUGGCGAUCCGACCCAUUGCCAAGCUACCGUACAUAACCUCAACGUGCUGAUGGAAACUUCCCAAGUGCCCAUUAUGGGUAUCUGUUUAGGCCACCAGCUACUGGCUCUAGCCACUGGAGCUCGAACCAUCAAGCUGAAGUAUGGUAACCGGGCACACAACAUCCCGGCUCUAGAUAUGACAACCGGGCAGUGCCACAUCACUAGCCAGAACCACGGCUAUGCUGUCGAUGCCAGCACGUUGGGUAGCGAAUGGAAGGAGUAUUUCGUUAAUCUUAAUGACGGUAGUAAUGAAGGCAUGCGCCACAUCUCCCGACCAAUCUUCUCAACCCAGUUCCACCCCGAAGCUAGGGGUGGUCCUAUGGAUAGCUCCUACCUCUUCGACAAGUACAUUGAAGAUGUGAUGGCCUUCAAGGCGUGCCAGGCUGUUUACAAGGAUAACAGGCCGUCCCAGUUCAUGCUUGACAUUCUAAGCAAGGAACGCGUUGGUGUUCAACCGGAGCCUUUGGCUAGCGCUGCUUAG
Daldinia childiae is the source of this 1383-nucleotide messenger RNA. Its product is annotated as Carbamoyl-phosphate synthase arginine-specific small chain. Gene Ontology annotation, molecular function: carbamoyl-phosphate synthase (glutamine-hydrolyzing) activity. Lineage: Eukaryota; Fungi; Ascomycota; Sordariomycetes; Xylariales; Hypoxylaceae. The transcript is spliced from 3 exons. Gene Ontology annotation, biological process: L-arginine biosynthetic process; 'de novo' pyrimidine nucleobase biosynthetic process; L-glutamine metabolic process. Gene Ontology annotation, cellular component: cytoplasm; carbamoyl-phosphate synthase complex. The coding region runs from base 1 to 1383 and encodes 460 amino acids. The record is from RefSeq and is a predicted model, not a curated record.